AUGUCGUGCUGCAGCGGCUCAGAUCCUCACCUCCAGCUCACCCGAGAGGGGGAGGAGGGGGGAGGGUUUGACACCCGUCUCCCCUCACGUCCUGGGACCCUUCAGAGCGCAUCAGCUCCAUCGCCAACACCCUCACCCCCCUCACCCCCCUCACCCCCCCUGUACCCCCCUCCUCACCCCCCCUGUACCCCCCUCCUCACCCCUCCUCACCCACCCCUGUACCCCCCUCCUCACCCCCUCACCCCUCCUCACCCACCCCUGUACCCCCCUCCUCACCCCCCCUGUACCCCCCUCCUCACCCCUCCUCACCCACCCCUGUACCCCCCUCCUCACCCCCUCACCCCUCCUCACCCACCCCUGGACCCCCCUCCUCACCCACCCCUGUACCCCCCCCCUCACCCCCCCUGUACCCCCCUCCCCAAAGUCUGCCUCAUUAACUCAAUUCACGGCUGCUUGUGCAGAGGUGGCAACUAA
Molecule: messenger RNA, 474 nt
Organism: Knipowitschia caucasica
Lineage: Eukaryota; Metazoa; Chordata; Actinopteri; Gobiiformes; Gobiidae
Source: the annotation of a GenBank genome assembly